Molecule: messenger RNA, 3214 nt
Organism: Annulohypoxylon truncatum
Lineage: Eukaryota; Fungi; Ascomycota; Sordariomycetes; Xylariales; Hypoxylaceae
Product: GPI ethanolamine phosphate transferase 1
Exons: 5
Coding region: 110-3130 (1006 amino acids)
Biological process (GO): GPI anchor biosynthetic process
Cellular component (GO): endoplasmic reticulum membrane
Molecular function (GO): mannose-ethanolamine phosphotransferase activity
Source: RefSeq, a predicted model, not a curated record
AUAUCUCGUGUAAAAAGUCGAAGUUCUAGCGAGAUUCCUCCUCGACUUACAUCCGCUUACUCCGCCGCAUCGACACAACCUCACGACCUGCCCAUUAGAGUAAACGGCCAUGGCGGGAACCAGCCGCUUUAGAUUCGUGGCUAUAGCCAUGAUAUUCCAUCUGGUCUAUAUAUACUCUAUCUUUGAUAUAUAUUUCGUCAGUCCUAUUGUUAGUGGCAUGCAAUUGUUCCGGGUAGAGAGGCCUGUAGGAAUAAAAGCGCCAGCAGAUCGACUGGUUCUCUUUGUUGGCGACGGACUGCGCGCUGACAAGGCUUUCCAAUCGCAUCCCGAACCAUACCCACAGACCGAAGCGGACAACACCCCAAGGCCACUUGCUCCUUACCUCCGUUCCCGCGUACUAGAACACGGCACAUUUGGCGUAUCGCAUACGAGAGUUCCUACGGAAUCUAGACCUGGUCACGUCGCGCUAAUAGCUGGACUUUACGAGGAUGUUUCUGCUGUGGCCACUGGCUGGAAGCUCAACCCGGUCAAUUUCGACAGUGUCUUCAAUAGAAGUGCGCAUACGUGGAGUUGGGGCAGUCCCGAUAUUCUUCCCAUGUUCCAGCAUGGCGCAACGCCCGGCAGGAUAGAUGCGGAUUAUUACAGUGCUGAUUUCGAAGACUUUUCAAAAGAUGCACUUGAACUAGAUCUCUACGUGUUCGAUCAUGUGAAGGAACUGUUCGCCGCCGCGGAGAAGAAUAAGACACUGAAUGAAGCCCUCAAGCAAGACAAGAUUGUAUUUUUCCUCCAUCUCCUGGGACUCGACACUAGUGGUCAUUCAUACCGGCCAUACUCGAAGGAAUAUCUACAUAAUAUUAAAGUUGUCGAUCAAGGUGUUAAGGAGACGGUCGAACUGAUCCAGAAGUUCUAUAAUGAUGAUAGGACUGCCUUCGUCUUCACGGCUGACCACGGAAUGAGCGAUUGGGGAAGCCACGGAGAUGGCCACCCAGACAACACUAGAACGCCAUUAAUUGCAUGGGGAUCGGGGGUCGCAAAGCCAUUGGUACAUCCGGGCGCCGUCGCACCAGGCCAUGAUGAAUAUUCCUCGGAUUGGAACUUGGACCACAUCAAGAGGAAUGACGUACAGCAAGCCGACGUUGCAGCCUUGAUGGCUUAUUUGAUCGGCGUCGAAUAUCCGGCUAAUUCUGUGGGUGAGCUCCCGCUAUCAUAUCUCUCGGCCGAUAUCAAAGAGAAGGCUGAAGCGUCUCUGGUAAAUGCUCAAGAGAUCCUCGAAAUGUAUAAAGUGAAAGAGAAGAGCAAGAAAGAGAACGAAAUAAGAUACCGUCCUUAUAAACCUUUAAGCGAAGAAAACGGUUCAUCACCUGAGAGUCGGCUGUCAUAUAUCAAGGAAUUGAUCAACAAGGGAAAUUUCGAAGAGUCCAUCGAAGAAUCCGCGGCGCUGAUGAAAAUCGGACUCGAGGGAAUGCGUUAUUUGCAGACUUACGAUUGGUUAUUCUUGAGGGCUCUCAUUACCAUCGGUUAUCUUGGAUGGAUGGCGUACGCUCUAACAACUGUUUUAGAUCUGCACGUUUUGCAAGGAACGACAGCGGCCUCGAGAACUCUUGGUAGUACCAUUGUUUUCUCCUCUGUCCUCGUUUUACUUUACUCGUCUUUCAUCAUAGGUCACUCGCCUAUUACAUACUAUGCAUACGCUUUCUUCCCCGUAUUCUUCUGGGAAGAAGUUUACGCUCGCAGAGACAGUUGGAUCAAGGGAAGACAAGCCUUGUUUGGCCAUAUCAAAACCGGAGCUAAUGUUCUGACUCUCGUGCUCAACAUGAUCACGUAUAUUGGAAUUAUCGAGUCACUGGCACUUGGAUACAUUCAUCGGGAAAUCUUCACCGUCUUGUUCGUUGUCGGGUCGUUUUACCCGAUUACCAUGGGAAUCUCUUUUUUACAAAAGCAUGCCAUUCUGUCUGCAACAUGGUUCGUAGCAAGUCUGCUAAUGAGCGUUUUUACUUUAUUGCCAGCAAACAAGACUGAGAACAUCCCACUCACUAUGAUUGGUGGUUUACUCAUGGUUGUGGUUGGUAUUAUAUACUUAGCUUUUGAAGAUAAAUUCUUGGCCAACCUGCCGACUUCGAAGAGAUCUAACGCGGCCAAAAAAGGCAAUGAAAUCUCGAGGUCGUUGAUUGGUGUUCAAAUCGGACUCAUAAUCCUAGCUAUGCUUGUAACUCGAGACAGCGCCCGGUCUCUGCAGGCGAAAGAGGGCCUUCCGCGUGGAAACCAAGUUGUUGCGUGGCUGGUUCUAGUUGUGUCUUUUCUGAUGCCACUUGCUCAUCGACUUCAACCCAAUAACCACUACCUUCAUAGGCUCCUAGUAAUAUUCCUGACGUGCGCCCCGACCUUCGUUAUCCUCACUAUUUCCUAUGAGGGUCUCUUCUACUUUGCUUUCAACUUGCUGUUAGUCACCUGGGUAAGGCUAGAACAUCAUGGAUACGAAUUCCAACAAGCAACCAAGAAAGCUUUAGCAGAGGGGAAUAGCGCUGUGAAAGCAGCCGCAGCGACCGUUGUGUCCAAGUUCCGGCCGUUAACUUUAUCAGAUGCUCGCGUCGCAUUGUUCUUUUUCGUUCUGCUCCAAUCAGCCUUCUUCAGUACCGGCAACGUUGCAUCGGUCUCUUCGUUCAGCUUAGAGAGCGUAUGCCGCCUCUUCCCAAUAUUUGACCCCUUUUCCCAAGGGGCACUCCUAAUCCUCAAGAUCAUGAUCCCUUUCGUCCUCAUAUCGGCCAACCUAGGCAUUCUCAACAAGAGGAUAGGCGUAGCGCCAUCAGCCCUCUUCAUGGUUGCGAUAGCGCUAAGCGAUAUAUUGACCCUCCACUUCUUUUGGGUCGUGAAAGACGAGGGCUCCUGGCUCGAGAUCGGAUCCACAAUCAGCCAUUUUGCCAUAGCCAGUCUACUCUGCGUCUUCGUCGCCGCCCUUGAAGGCGUGAGCUCAUUAUUCAUCACCGGUGUUGAAGUAAAUAACUCGCACGAGUCGCCGGCUACCGCCAAACCAGUAACAAACGGGAAGACGCCGGAAGUACCGGUCGAAGCGACCAACGGCGAGGCGAAACAUGAGGAUUCGUCUCCCGUAAAGGAUGAGGAUGGGAAAUAGUUGUAAUGAUUUAUGUAAGGUUACAAGCUGCCUAUAAUCAUAGAGGGAAAGUAGGCAUAAUAAAAUUUGUAUAUGCUGAUAUGC